AUGGCAACAAUGCAGGCCACACCACGACCGCACACACUGACGCUCCGCUUCAAGCAGCAGCGCACGACCAUCCUGCUUGAAGUAGAGCCGCUACAGAAGCUGUCCGAGAUACGAGCCUUACUGCUCCACGCCAUACAGCAGACUCAUCAAUCUGGCAACAUCAAUGGCCAAGACAUACCACAAAACUCCGACCAGGUCAAGCUGGGCAAGGCCGUGGACCGCCACAAUUUGAAGUUAGGCUUCACCUCCCUCGACAAAGAGCUGCCGGAGGAAGCACCAACCGGCAAAGGCAAAGGCAAGGUAUCGGCUACCAACAAGUCCGCCACGAGCCAGCUGAAAGACUGUCCCCAAGGCGUUGGACUCAAGAGUGGGGAUGUCGUUGCCUUCAAGUUCGCAGAUCAGGAUGAGGCCGCAAUGGUCGAUAUGGAAGGCGAAAUAGUGGAGAAAUGGGACGUGUCGAUACCCACCCUCGAGGAGGCAUACGGCGACGAAGGUGGUGACGAGGGCGUUGGACUUGAAGAGGGUUGA
Fulvia fulva is the source of this 528-nucleotide messenger RNA. RefSeq lists its product as uncharacterized. The record is from RefSeq and is a predicted model, not a curated record. Lineage: Eukaryota; Fungi; Ascomycota; Dothideomycetes; Mycosphaerellales; Mycosphaerellaceae. The coding region runs from base 1 to 528 and encodes 175 amino acids. The transcript has a single exon.